Eriocheir sinensis (Chinese mitten crab) is the source of this 10470-nucleotide messenger RNA. RefSeq names its product synaptotagmin-15-like. Gene Ontology annotation, molecular function: phosphatidylserine binding; calcium ion binding; calcium-dependent phospholipid binding. Lineage: Eukaryota; Metazoa; Arthropoda; Malacostraca; Decapoda; Varunidae. The record is from RefSeq and is a predicted model, not a curated record. The coding region runs from base 2654 to 4150 and encodes 498 amino acids. Gene Ontology annotation, biological process: regulation of calcium ion-dependent exocytosis; cellular response to calcium ion; regulation of dopamine secretion. The transcript is spliced from 11 exons.
GUGGUGGUGGUGCCUCACUCUGGUGUUGACUCGCUCAGGAGGAGUAUCGCGUCCCCACCAUUCCUCAACACCACUCCUCAUCACCACUCUCACCACCACCACCACCACCACCACCGCUCUUCAUGGGACGCCCUUACCUGUCGCCCUAGAUUAAUAACCCUACAAGGCCACCGUCUCAGUCCCUGGCCUCGGCUCGCCCGGGAUAGGCAGGCAGGCAGGUUGGUAGGCUUCACCAUGACGCCUCACCCCGCCUCGCUCUCCUAUUUACGUCCACGCCUACCCUCGCCAGGCCUGGAGGUGCCCGAGGCGGUGAAGGCCCCGUAGUCACCCCGCCCAACGCUACCCCUCUAAGCCUCUCGCCCUAAAGAACUCCUCGCCCUUGGAUCCACUGACACGGAGGUUCAGAUUCUAUACAAGGCUUACCAGGAAGGAUCAGACGCUUUCUCGUGCAUUCACAAAGGAUCAGAAGUUAUCUAAGACUUCACAAAGAUUCAUAAACUCUCUCGUGCAUUCACAAAGGAUCAGAAGCUAUCUAAAGCGUCACAGAGGACAAGAAACUACGUGGUUGAUGUUCAUAAGCUACCCAAGGCUUGACACAAAAGAUCAGACGCGCUCUCACUCACCCACAGAUGAUCAGAAACUACCCAAGACCGCACAAAGAAUAAGGAACUAUUAAUACUUGCUUGAGGAUCGGAAACUAAGAACUAUAAACCGCUCAAGCCUCUAAAACCAGCACCAAAGGAUCAGAAACCACUUGAAAAACGACAGCAACGUUCACAAACACACACAGAGAUAGGAUUGAAACGCUUAACGCCUUAUGCUUCAUCAGAAAGGCUCAGAAACGACAAAAACGAUCGGAAACAUACAUAGAAAGGCUUGAAACGCUUUUUACUUCAUCACAAAAGCUCAGAAACCACUUGAAACGACAAAAAACGAUCAGAAACACACAGAGAGAAAGGAUUGAACGCGUUAACAGCUUCAUUCUACAUCACAGAGGCUCCAGGUAUAGCAGAGAGGGUCAGAAAACCCCUUGAUAAAAAGACGAUGAAGAUUCCUACCAGGCUAUCGUUGAAGGGUUAAAGGCAGAGAGCGGAGCGGUGAGUGGAGUGUUUUAACGGAGCCCAAACUCUUGAAGGGCGCAAGUUGGCCCUGUCCCCGAGGCGUCCCUUCUCCUCGAGUGGCGAUCAGAGGUGGAUUGAAGAGGAAGAAGAGGAUUGAAGAGGAGGAUUGAGUGGUGUAGGUGAAGUGCCCGGCCCGUUGACUGCCUUUGUUUGUGAGUGUGUGUUUGUGUAUGUGCGUGUAUGUGUGUGUGUGUUUACCCCGUGAAAGACAGCGAGCCGCCAAGUUUGUGUGAUUCGCUUCCUCUCACGGGAAAUUUACCAACUUUUUGUUCCGGCCAGCCCUGAGAGAGAGAGAGAGAGAGAGAGGGAGAGGGAGAGCACUGGCUGGCUGUCCCCUGUCGGCCCUAACAACAAGACAGAGAAAGGGAGAGGGAGAGAAGACAAAAAAGCGAACCUAAAUAAAAGAAGAAAGAAAGAAAGAACGUUGACGAGAGAAAAUAAGAAAUAGAAAAGAAGUAGAAAAAGGAAACAUCAAUAAACCGAAUGAGAAAGAGGAAAUCAGAAGGAAAAGAAGAGAAAGAGAAGAGAAAAAGAUAGAAAAAGAUAGACGAGUGAACAGUGAAAAGGAAGAAAACGAAUAAGAAAGAAAGAAAGAAAAGCAAAAAAAAACGAAAGAAAGAAAGAAAAUAAAGAAAAGGAAUAAGAAAUAAGAAACAGUAAAAGAAAGAGAGAGAGAAACAAAAAAAAACAUAUUAAAGAAAGAAAAGAAAAGAAGAAAAUCAAGAAAAUCAAGCUAAAAACCACAACCAAUAGACAAUACGAGAGAGAGAGAGACUGAAUCCCCAACAGUUAUCAGAAGAAUAAAAAGAAGAAGAAUCAAAAAGGAAUCCAGUCACAUAUUAUUUUCUCUAUACUCUUUGAUGCGACUGACCUCAAGAAUUCAAACCCAAUCAAACGUCGACUUAAAUAACAACAAGUAACAGUUAGCAGGCUUCUCCUCCUCCUCCUCCUCCUCUUCCUCUUCUUCCUUCACUUCCUCCUCCUCCUCCUCCUCCUCCUCCUCCGCCUCCUUCUGCGUCUGACCUCAGUUGUCGCAAGGGAAAAAAAUAAAAAGAAAGUCGUGGGCGGAAAAAGCGAAGGAAUGGCAUGAAAGACAUAUUCUGAGACCGAGUUGGGAGAGGAAAAAAAAUAAGAGGAGGAAAAAGACAGAAAGAGGAGGAAGAAGAAGGGAGAGGAAUAAAGAGGGAGCGAGAGAUUACACACACACACACACACACAGAUAGACAGACAAAGAGGAAAAAGGACACGCUGAAGAAGAGAAAAAGAGAGCAAACCUGAGAAAGACAAGAGAAAGAGAGAGAAGAAGAAAGAAAACGAUUAAAAAGAAAGUGUGUGAGUGAAAGAGAGAGAAAAAGAGCAACAGGAAACAAACAAAGGGCAAGAGAAGUCAAGUAUUUAGAGAGAGAGAGAGAGAGCGUAAAAAAUCCUGCUGCGAAUCGUAAUAGCUAAGGUCAUAUAAAGUCACCAGGUCAAGCUCACGAGGUCAAGGUCACCACUUCAAGGUCACCAAAUCAAGGUCAUCAGGUCACCUCAUGGCACCAGCGCUCGGGGUCAACAUGGCUCUCCAAGAUGACCUCUUCCCGGGGGUCAUCCUGCCGCAGCCGGGGUCGUCGCUCCCCCCUGAGGCCGUGAGCCUGACCCCACAUGACCUUACCCCCGCACCCCUACACAACGCAGCCGUGGAGAUGAUGGGCGGCGUAUGGGUCACCAGCCUGGUCGCGGCGGGCGCAGGGGUGGCGGCGGUGCUGGUGGUGGUGGCGGCGGUGUGGGCGUGGAGGCGACGAGCGGCCAACAGGAAGGGUGACGAGGAGAGACAGCAGAUUCUUCUAUGGCCAGGAGCGGGGAACCAGCCGUGCAGCUUCCAGACGCGGGAGAUCCGGUUCACGCUCCCCCCCAGCCUCGCCCCACUCGGCUCGGCGCUGGAUGACUCGCAGGCUGAUGAUGACGAUUAUGAGGACCUGAGUGACCUCGCCCCCCUCGCCACCCAGUCUGGGUCAGGUCACCUACAGGACUCGGGGUCAGCCUCGUCCUCGUCCCUGACCUCGCUCACGUCCCUGGAUGCGAGCGAGGCAAGACGAGCAUCCCUGUCUGACCAGCGACGGAGAUCUCUGCAAGGGUACAGUCUGGGCACACUCAACCCGGAGCUGUACCGCAUCCCAGACCACUUGGACGACCCCGCCACAUACCCGGACGGUCACUUAGGACGACUCUUCUUCACGCUGCAAUACGUUAGCGACGGCGAGAAAUUACAAGUGGGUAUUUUGAGGGUACGGAACCUGCCCUCACGUACCCUGGGCUCCACUAACGCCUGUGACCCCUAUAUAAGGCUCAGUGUGUUGCCAGACGAGCGCCGUUACCUACAGACCAAACAGAAGAAGAAGACUUGUAACCCAGUUUUCGACGAGCACUUCGGAUUUCACAUUCCCAUCCGGUGCGUGGGCGAGCGCACCCUGCGGCUCACAGUGCUGGACGGGGGUCGGCCCAAGCGUCAGGGCGCCACCGUGGGCCACGUGUACUACCCCCUCGGCCGCGUCCUGGCCCAGCCGCCCGCAGAGUCCGCCCCCGUCAUGACCAGGGAUCUCGUCAGGGAGGACGAGAACGAGUCGAGGAGUAACCUUGGAGAGCUGCUCGUCUCCCUCACCUACAACGACACUCUCCACAGACUCUCCCUCACCGUCUUCCAGGGACGCGGAGUCAAGGUUGGCGACGGUGAAACAGUGUCGUGGGUGAAGGCGUCCCUCAUGGCGCAGCGUCGCACCCUCAAGAGCAAGAAGUCGGCGGUGGUGGCGGCGGUGGAGGAGCCGCACUUCAACCAGCCAUUCCACUUCCGCCCGCCCGCCGCCCUCGAGGGAGUCCACCUCAACCUCACGCUCUCCCUCGCUGCCAACGCGGCCUCCAAGGGUCGUCCGCUUGGCAGGGUCGUGAUCGGUCCCUUCAUGUUCGCAAGAGGGCGCGGGCUGACUCAGUGGAACCAGGCCCUCGCUGCCCCAAAAGAGCCCAUACAGUUCUGGCACCCGCUGAUGGAGUAGUGCCAAGGCCGACCCCUCUCCUGACACACCGAGGCACUGCUGACACACUGAGGCACUGCUGGCACUGUUUAGAGGCACUUCACAUGUUGAUAGAAUUAUGUCUGUUAGCCACAUAUGCUGAGAGUAGUCACACCCUGAGUCUGAUCACACCACAUAUGUUCUAGGCCCACAUACAGACACAUGCUCUUGUAGAAAACCUCCCUAGAGCCACACUACUAGCCACAUAUGCGGAGUCCAGCCACAUACUCUGACCACACCACAUAUCCAACAUACAGACACAUACUUACAUACCUAGAGUCACACCCUCCCUAGCCACACCCACGCAAUGACCACAUAUCUCUAACACACACACACACACACACACACACACACCAAGCAUCUAGUACUCUCCUCAUGACCACGUGUUGACCUAUGACCUUCCCUUGACCUCCACACAAACACGGUCGCCUAUACAAGCAUCUAGUCAGCCUGUGAUGACCCUUGAAUGACCUCUAAUGACCUGACCCUAUUAGACACCUGCUGGAAGUGCUUGAACUAGUAUUAAAUAGCACCUUAGGAAUAGCCAAUGAGGUGCUAGGAGGAGGAGGAGGAGGGAAGAGGAGAAAUAGGCUGUUUUAGAAUCAUAUAAGAAAUAGUCGACUUAGGAAGAGGAAGAAGAGAAGGAGGAGGAGGAGGAGGAGGAGAGAAAUAGGCUGUUCUAGAACCAUAUAAGAAAUAGUUAACCUAGUGCUACAAAUAAGAAGAGGAGGAGGAGGAGGAGGAAGAGGAGGAAGAAGACUAGUCCAUAUAUUAGCACCUUAUAGAAACCAGGUAUACCCAAGUGCUUAUAAGAAGAAGAAGAAGGAGGAGGAGGAGGAGGAGGAGUAGGAGGAGGACUAGCAAAUGCAUAUCAGAUACUUAAUAGUGCAUAGUGGCCAAAUAGCAUCUUUAAAUAGCUAAAUAAAUACUACACAAAGAAAAGGAGGAGGUGGAAUAGAGGAAUCAGUCAACAAGCCAGUCAGUAUUAAGUGUACAAGCUUCAGUCAGUCAGUCAGUCAGUCAGUGUGUGUCAGUCAGUCAGUCAGUCAAUGAGCUAUGUUGUAAUAAGUAUUUUUUUUUCUUUUUUUUCCUCUCUCUCUCUCUCUCUCUCUCUCUCUCUCUCUCUCUCUCUCUCUCUCUCUCUCUCUCUCUCUCUCUCUCUCUCUCUCUCUCUCUCUCUCUCUCUCUCUCUCUCUCUCUCUCUCUCUCUCUCUCUCUCUCUCUCUCUCUCUCUCUCUCUCUCUCUCUCAUUAUUAUUAUUACUAUUACUAUUAUGGCAUUUCAUUUCUCUUUUUUCAAUGAUUUCUUCUCUGCACACACACACACACACACACACACACACACACACACACACACACACACUGUAACAUAAGAACACCCUAAGACAGGUCACUAAGGCAGCUAAUUUGGUGCUAUGACCCUUCAAUCUCACCCUUAUGAACUAUUCUUAACAUAGGAGGAAGGGAGGGGGGGAGAGAGAGGAAGGAAGAAAGGAAGAAAGGACAGGAGGGGAAAGGAGAGGAAAGGAAGGGAUGGGAGGUAAGGAGGAAAGGAUAGGAGGAGAGAGGAGAGGAAAGGAAGGGAUGGGAGGUAAGGAGGAAAGGAUAGGAGAGAGAGAGAGAGGAAGGAAGGAAGAAAGGACAGGAGAGAGGAGAGGAAAGGAAGGGAUGGGAGGUAAGGAGGAGAGGAGAGGAGAGAAGGGAGAAAGAGAGAUGAGGGAGAAAGGGAGGAAACAGAGAGAGAAAAAGGGCAUCGAUAUCACUUCUCCUCCUCCUCCUCCUCUUCCUCCUCCACCUCCUUUUAUUUACAUUAUAUUAUCUACUCUAACUUCACCUCUAUAUUAAAUUCUGUGUUCAUGGGACCUUCCUUAUUAAUAGUUUCCAUUAUUUAUCAUCUUUAUUAUUUGCUUAUCUCUUCCUUCCUAUGUCCUAUCCUUACCUAUCUAUCAAUCCAUCUAUCUAUCUAUCUAUCUAUCUUUUUCCUUCAGCCGAUCAUCCACUCUCUUGUUAUUCAAAGCAAAGCGACUGUCAAUCAUUUUUUCACAUUGUCCUCAUCACCAGUUUUAACAUAUACAUAAACUUCCUAUGCCCUAUUCCUUAACCAAAGACACACACACACACACACACACACACACACACACACGCACUAUAACACACACACGCAAACACCUGGUUUAUCCCUAUGUCUGCCGUCUUAGCAAGGGUUCCAUAGAGUAUAUAUAUAUCUUUCACAUAGACGACUAUAUUUAUCACAGAGGACAAGAGUAGCAUGCCAUAUUUGUGUACAGUGUUAUAAUAGUUCGAACCAGACGACACGCGACAAGGGCAGUGGAGGGCCGCAGUGGUGCCAGAAUUUAGUGGGUCAAAGGUUACACUGGCCAAUGCAUAUAAUUUAGAACCUUUUUACAACCUGAGUGACCUAUUUGAUUCUUGCUGUCCCCUUUGAAUUCUUUUGAUUUUGGUGCUGUUUUUAGGCAUCCUUUCCCUAAUGGUGCCAGAAUUUAGUGGGUCAAAGGUUACACUGGCCAAUGCUUAUGACCUAGAACCUUUUUGCAACCUGAGUGACCUAUUUGAUUCUUGCUGUCCCCUUUGAAUUCUUUUGAUUUUGGUGAUAUUUUUCAAGCCUCCUUUCCCUAAUGGUGCCAGAAUUUAGUGGGCACAUGAGCUGGCACUAUCCAAAGUCACCCUGUCCUAUGCUUGUAACCUAGAACCCAUUGGCAAUAUAAUUUAAGCUAAGUGACCUAUUUGGUUCUUGCUUCCUUAAUGUUCUUUCCCAUUGAAUUGUAUUGAUUUAGGUGCUGUUUCUGGCCCUUUUAUAACUAGCUAGAUUAUCUUUGGUUGAGGGGAGGAGGGAAGGAAGGCAGGAAGGCAGCUUGCACUCACACUAACAAGCUUGACAUUCCACUAUCCCAAACCUGCUUGCCCUAACUAACUAACUAGCUUGCAUAUGAACUAGAUUACUAUUUCUCAUAUUUUAAACUAACUAUACUACUUUUUAACACCUAGAUUUGAGUUAACUAUUUUAAGAACUAGAUUACCAUUUCAUAUUUUAAACUAACUACUGUAUAUUUCUUUUUAACACCUAGAUCGAGUUGACAAUUCAGCUCUCGGCCCUCUAAUCUCUACCCCCACUAACAUUUCUCUGGCACUAUUCUGGCCUCUGCUGCACUAACAAUGGUGUAGCCUUAGACUGUGGUGAGCUAAUACGCCUGUUGUAAUAACGAGUACCUGUAUAUAAUCUGUAUGGUUAUAAGUGUGUCAUGUAAAUUAUGUUGUAGCGUUAAUGAUAUAUAUAUAUAUAUAUACAGAGACACGGACAAGCCUCGUCAUGCAUAGGUGUAAUAUAUAUCAUGGAAGGAAAGGAAGGAGGGAGGGAGAGAGAGAGAUAAGGGAGAAGGAAGGAAGGAAGAAGGAAAGAGAAAGGGCAUUAGACAAAGAAGGAAGAAUAAAGAAAAGGAUAGGAAGGAAUGGAGAGAGAGAUAAGGAAGAAAAAAGGAAGGAAGGGAGACAGAGGAGGAAGAAGAAGAGAAAAGGAAGGGAUAAAACCUGAGAGGGAGGAAAGGAAGGAUGGGAGAGGAAAGGAAGGAAUAGGAGGUAAAAAGGAAAGGAUAGGAGAGGAAGGGAAAGGGAAGGGAAGAGAAAGUCUGCAAGGAAUAGUUUUGGCAAUACAAGCUUUUAAUUGUCAUUAAAUCUAAAGAACCAAAGAUAACUAUUUCCCCAACAUCAUUUUAACCUAUACAAACCGACUUAUUGACCAUAUAAUCCUCAAAACGUCUUUAAUUUCCCGUAUCUAUCAUCAGUGUUCACAAGUCCAUCUUUGAUUUAAAGUGAGGAGCUUGGAACAUCAUAAUUUUUCCCCUGAUAUCACUCCUCUGUUAUUAGUAAGAUCCAUAAGAGUUUAUCAGUACACGCCUAACAGGUGCUGCCUUAGCCUUAUAUAGGACAGGAGCUACUUUGUAUAGGCUGACCAGGUUCUUGCAGACUCCUUAUGUUCUUGUAUUUUAACCCAUAUGCAUGACGAGGGUUGUCUGUAGCGUAAGGAGAAGGUGAGGUACGGGGCGGGGCGGAGAGUGUGGCAGAGUGUAUAGUGUGUGUGUGUAUAUAAGAUGCACUCAGACUUAUAUACUUGUACACAGAGUGUAGCAGACUGGAAACUAAGUCUACAUGAAAUACAAUAAAACACUUUACUUAUAUACAGUCCUAUAGAAAAUACUGUAUGUGUAUGAGUAGCCUAUGAUGUGAAAUGAAAAGAAGAAGAAACAGUAUAUCAUCUUCAGAGCAGAGUGAAUUACAUUACUAAACAAUAUAAGAUGGAAACGAGAAGAAAAACAAAAGAAGACGAAGAAGUAGAAGAAGAAAGAAGGUGGAGAAGAAGAAGAAGAAAAAAAAAAACAGCACCUUAGAACUUAAACCAACACUAUUCCUUUGUUACUAGUGAGAACAGAACUUGAUACCUGGUGACAUAACCCUUCCCAGUUACUAGUGAAAGCCUGAACUGACUGGUGAGUGACAUGACCCUUCCCAGUUACUAGUGAAAGCCUGAACUAACUGGUGACCCCUUACCAGUUACCAGUGAAAGCCUGAACUAACUGGUGACUGACACAACCCUUCCCAGCACCAGUGGACUAAGCCAUGACUGGUGAAGGUCGUGGCUGGAAACUCCUUCCUUCACAGUCACUGGUGGCCUCUGUUAUUGGUGAAGGCUCAAUGCUGCCCGGCUGGUGACUGCUGGACUGGUAGUAGUGACUGACUAGUGACUUUGGGGCACUAGUACGUACUUAGUAAUUCUCUGGGAAGUUAUAAUAUACAUACUUAUACCUUUCAAAUACUAGUGGACUUGGCUACUGGUGAAUGAAGUGACUGACUGGUGACUGAGUGGUGAGUUUGAGGCACCAGUAUGGACUUAGUAAUUAUCUGGGUCUCUCUAUGUCCAAGAAAGUUACAUUAUGUAAAGAAAGAAGUGUAGAAAUGAUUGACACUCCCAAGAAAGUUAUAGUAAGCAAAGAAGGAAGAGUAAAAAUAACUGAUCCUCCCAAGAAAGUUACAAUAAGUGAAGAAAGAAAAGUAUAAAUGAUUGACACUCCCAAGAAAGUAACAAUAAGCUUUUUUUUUGGUAUUUCGUUGGGGAUAUACCCCAAUGGAGGAAGGCGGUGCAUGCCGCGCAACCCCCCAGACGGCUGGUAGAGAGAUACCCAAUUCUUUCAAGGAGGAGGCCCAACAACGGGGCUGAGGGUGUCGGAAAGAGCCCACCUUUCCACCCCCAUGGUAACUGAUAGGUCUUGAACCCACACCCCAGCAACCUGGCGAAGCGCAAGGCAGAGACUCUACCACGGGACCACGGGAGCCCCCAACAAUAAGCUAAGAAAGACAAGUAUAAAUGAUUGAACCUUUUAAAAUGAGUAACUUCAAGUGUAAACCAAAGAAAAUGGAAAAAAUAAAGUAUAGGGAGACUUAAUAGUACGUGUGUGUGACUGAUUCUCCCAAGCAAGUUACAAUACGUGAAAAAGGAAAAAUAUAAAUGAUUGAACCUAUUAAUACAAGUAACUUCAAGGAAAAUACAGUGCAGGGAGACUCUAUAGUGUAUGUGUGUGAUAUAUAAGAAAGAUUUUAAUGAACACACACUUGAUACAUGCCAUAAACUUAAGCAUCUAUGACCAGGAAACAGAGUGAAGGGAGACUCAAUAGCUUAUGUGUGUGAUAUAUAAGAAAGAUUUUAAUGAACACAGUUGAUACAUCCCAUAAACUUAAGCAUCUAAGAACCUGGAAACAGAGUCAAGGGAGACUCAAUAGCUUAUGUGUGUGAUAUAUAAGAAAGAUUUUAAUGAACAUACAGUUAAUAUAUGCCAUCUAUGACCAAGGAAAUAAAGACAGUGAGUGGAGACUGCUGAUAAAGAGUUUCUGCAUUACUAUAAGAACAUAGGGUUAAUAUAUGCCAUAACCUUAAGCAUCUAUGACCUAGGAAAUAGACAGACAAUGAGUGGAAGCUUAAGUGUUUCUGAAUUAUUAUAAAAAGAGACAGAACCACUUAUACCAUCAAUGUGUCACAAGAAAAAGAAGAUGAAGGAGAGUCUCACACAGGUAAAGAAAUGUUAAUCCAGGAAAUCUAAGAAAGAAACAAACAAACAAAUAUAAGAUAUGUAUUGAAAUCUCGGCUGCAUGAGUGAAUAUGUGUGUGUGUGUGUGUGUGUGUGUGUGUGUGUGUCUAUCGCUCCUCGUCGUCACUCCUACCACCGCCUCCGCCACCGCCGCCGUCAGUGGUGCGACAAUACUCAUGAAUUAUAAAACAAUAAAAGUAUAACCCAG